Paramecium pentaurelia is the source of this 1611-nucleotide messenger RNA. The record is from the annotation of a GenBank genome assembly. Lineage: Eukaryota; Ciliophora; Oligohymenophorea; Peniculida; Parameciidae.
AUGAUUAUGUGCACUCUAUGUGAGAAUUAGUUGAUGAAAGAUAUUGUUAUUCUUAUAUAAUGUGGACAUCUUUAUCAUAUUAAUUGCUAUAGUAAAUAUAAUUAAUAAAAUGAAUCAAAAAUUUGUGUGAAUUGUGAAAAUGAAAAUGACUCAAUCGAAGUUAGAUUUUUAAUUGAUUAAACUGAUACUAUUCCUAUUUAGUAGUUGAAUUAAUUAAAGAUUAUGCGUAAAUCAAUUUUAGAAAAAAGAGAAUAAGAAAUACAGCUGACAAUUAAAAAUUAUAAAUUCCUCUUAUUAGAUUAUUAUAUGGUUAUAUGUGAUCUGUAAUAACUCAUUUAAGAUAAAAACUGGUAGAUUAAACAUCAACAACUAAAUUCUAAGAACAUAACUGAUAAUAUCUUUGAUGAUUAAGACUUAUUAUUAUCUUUCUAUUAAUAAAGUGAUUACAAUAAAAAAGAAGCUUAUUAUUAAAAUUUAUAAGAUAAUUAUAAUAAAAUAUAUCUUCGUAAAAUAGACUAUUAAAUAAUAAGUAAAAAAAUUGAAAAUUAAGAUUAAAAUAUUAUUUAUUUCAAAGAUAUUUGUUCAAUCCAAAAUCAGGAUGAAAAUUCAUAUGAUAAAAAUUUAAAGUGCUUUUAAUUUUAGAUCUUUUCAAUUCAAAAUAAACUUAAGAAUUUUGAAGAAUAAUUAAGUUUAAUUCAAUCUAUUAUUAAAUAAUAAACUAGUAUAGAUAAAUUAUGCACUCUUUGUUCAGAAAAAUAGAAUACAGAAAUUGUAACUUUAACAAAUUGUGGUCAUAUAUACCAUUUAAAAUGUUUUGAAAUGUCAAAUUAGCAAACUCAUUCUUGCCUUAAUUGUUUAAAUAACUUCAAGACUUCAAUCAUUCAAUUUUAGAUAGAAGAUUCUCAAUAAAUUAAAAUAUUAUAAAAUAAAGAAUCAUUUAGAUGGAGUUUAAAAAAUUUAGAAAUCAGAAAAGUAUAACUUUUAAAUGAAAUAUCUAAUCAUAUAAAAAUUGAUAAGGAUUAUUCUGUAGUAAUAUAAAAUUUAGUGUAAUAUAUUUAAAAAUUAUAAAAUACAACUAAAGAUAUUUAAGAAGUUAGCUUAAUCUCUUAAGAUGAAUAAGAUUUAGGUAUAAAAUAUAUAGACAACUAAAAUUUUCAAAAAUUUGAGAAUAAUAUUUUAAAUUCUAAGAAAAUUUACUUAAAUUAAAUUUUUAAAGAAGAAAAUUAAGUUCGAGAAUCAUAUGAUUAAGUAAUCUACUUUGUAGAUAUUUGUUAUCCAUAGAAUCAUUGUGUAAAUAAAAUAAAUUAGAAUUUAUAAAAUUUAAUAUCUAAGAGAUUAGAAUUGUAAUAAAGAUGGGAAAUUUUAGAGGAACAGUUAGAGAUGGCAGAAAAUCGAUUAGUAGAUAGAUAUAGAUAUAGAUAAGAAUAAUAAGAUAGAAGAAUAGGAAUCAGAAGAAGGCCUCCAUAAACAGAGACUAAAAAAUUAAAUGAAAGAUUGAAUGAUCUUCUAGGUUAUCCAAAUAAAUUUAAAUUAUAUCUAAAUAAUUUUGAAUAGAAAGAUUAAUAAAGUGAAAUUUCUAAUGAAUAUUCAUAAACAGAUGAGUUUUUUUGA